This is a messenger RNA of Schistosoma mattheei, 534 nucleotides long. The record is from the annotation of a GenBank genome assembly. Lineage: Eukaryota; Metazoa; Platyhelminthes; Trematoda; Strigeidida; Schistosomatidae.
AUGUCAAUAAUCAAGUGUUAUCAUAGUCAAUCACCAUUUUAUAUUGAUAUUAGAAAUACUCCUAUGAAUAUAUUUACUAUGAAUAAAGAAUUAUUUUCUUCAUCAUCUAUUAUAAUGAAAAGAUUUAAUAAUAAACCAAUUCAUCGUCAUUGGCAUACUGUAACAUUAGGUUUAGAUAAACGUGUAUAUGUAAUUGGUGGAGCUGGUCAAAAAGCAUUAGAUAUCCCAUUGGAAUGUUAUCAUUUAAAUGGACCAAUUCAUUUAACUAUACAAUGUUCUAUAAAAAUAACUAAACUUAUAUUAUGUAAAUUUUUAUAUGCCAUAGAAUAUGGUUUAUUAACAAUGAAUAAGAAUCAUAAUGAUAAUAAUCACAGUAUGAAUAAUCAUGAUAAUAAUAGUACUAUAAUCCUUUCAUAUUCUUGUCAUUUAAAUAAAAAUAAAUUAAAAAUGGAUUAUUUAAAGAAUUUAGAUGAAAAUUUAAAAAAUCUUUUAAAUUAUCAUGUGAAAUAUUUAUUAGAAGAAUGGUUACUAUAA